UAUUCGCUGCUAAGAGAAGUCUUCGACUGAGACCAACAAUGAGAGCCUACCUGGUCCUGCUUCUGCUGCUCCCUCUCUGCACAGCCGACUACAACAUUGAAUGUUACGGCGAGGACUUCCUGAUGCUGAGGAACCAGCUCCUACAGUGCUCAAGCAGAACACAGCAGGCCUGCUACACCAGGAAGACUGGGGAGAAGGGCUGUGCUCGGCUGGAGUUGUGCUCUCGAUCAGGCUGGAAGUGCUGCUAUGAGGACCGCUGCAAUGCCUAGAGCUGAUUCCAGGGGACACUAACUCCACGGCCCAGGAAAGGCAGAGGACGAAGAGCUGUGAUAUCAGCCGACAGCAAUUUGCUGUUUAGCACUUGGUGAAUGGAAUGUGUUUGUAUAAAUAACGUGACAAAAAUAACUUUAAUUUGAUGUAAAGUCACAUGAAAUAAAGUCCUACGAAAUUGUAA
Messenger RNA from Oncorhynchus mykiss (rainbow trout), 454 nucleotides. RefSeq names its product toxin-1. The record is from RefSeq and is marked predicted. NCBI's taxonomy places the organism in Eukaryota, Metazoa, Chordata, Actinopteri, Salmoniformes, Salmonidae.